AUGGCAAAGGAACAUGAAAUAUCAAUGAAAUCUCAAUUAAAGGAAAACAUUUUGCAAAAACCGAAAAGGAACCUUGUUCAAAAACCUUCUCUUUCAAAGAAGCCCAUUGAGAAACCAAUAUCUCAUCAGUCUCAACCCAAAAAAUCUUCGUUCAAAGAUAUUAAAGGAAAGGGAAAAUUAGUACCGGAUUCUAAAGCUCUAACCAAGAAGUCGACUACUAACUCAUGGAAAGUUAAGAAAGAAUUUGUCAAGAAUCAAAUAAAAAACGAACAAAAACAAUCUGAUUCAAAAGAAAUGAAAAUAAAAAAUAAUGAAGUAAAAGUGUUCACCAUAAAUAAGAAAGAUGAAACCACUUUGGUUAUACAUGAUGAGCAGUUUUACACUGAAUGGUAUAUCGACAAUGGCUGCUCACAUCACAUGACAGGGAGGAAGGAGGAGCUACGAGAGUUUCGAGCUCUCAACGACGGUGGAAAUGUGAAAUAUGGAAACAAAUCAGUUGGAAAUAUCAAAGGCUAUGGGAUGAUAACAAAUGGAUAUUUUUCGGUUCGUAAGGUGGAAUAUGUGGAUGUUUUACAAGACAAGCUAAUUAGUGUUUCACAACUUGUUGUAGGGAUGGGCUUGAAAGUAUCCUUUGACGAUGAAGGAUCUGAGAUUAUAUAA
Messenger RNA from Lactuca sativa (garden lettuce), 660 nucleotides. The record is from RefSeq and is a predicted model, not a curated record. NCBI's taxonomy places the organism in Eukaryota, Viridiplantae, Streptophyta, Magnoliopsida, Asterales, Asteraceae.